Molecule: messenger RNA, 1954 nt
Organism: Adelges cooleyi (spruce gall adelgid)
Lineage: Eukaryota; Metazoa; Arthropoda; Insecta; Hemiptera; Adelgidae
Product: dihydrolipoyl dehydrogenase, mitochondrial
Exons: 11
Coding region: 178-1713 (511 amino acids)
Cellular component (GO): mitochondrion; oxoglutarate dehydrogenase complex
Molecular function (GO): flavin adenine dinucleotide binding; dihydrolipoyl dehydrogenase (NADH) activity
Source: RefSeq, a predicted model, not a curated record
CUCGGUAAUUUUUGACAUUUUGAAGGGCAAUUGCCAAUUAAGUAAAAAGAUACUAGAUAGCAUAUUCAGUACUGUAUAUUAGAAUAAUUUUUUAUGUACUGUAAGCUUAAGUAAUUUGUUGAGAAUUGUCUUAUUUAUUUCUGUUAGUUGUAGUUAAAAAUUAAUUAAAUUGUCAAAAUGCAAACUAAUGUAUUCUGUAGAUUAUCUGCGGGCAUAAAGCCAACUGUGUUAAGAAAAUACAACCGUAUAGAAAUUGGUGAUGUAUUCUCUGUUGUGAAUCGCCGUUAUUCUAGUGGUGAUUCUGUGGAUUUAGUUGUCAUUGGUUCAGGACCUGGUGGCUAUGUAGCUGCUAUCAAAGCUGCCCAGUUAGGCCUAAAUACUGUAUGUGUUGAAAAAAACCCAACACUUGGUGGCACAUGUUUAAAUGUGGGGUGUAUUCCUUCUAAAGCUCUACUAAAUAACUCACAUUACUAUCACAUGGCUCAUUCUGGUCAACUAAACAGCCGAGGAAUUGAAGUUGAGAAUGUCAAGCUAAAUCUAGAUGCAUUAAUGAAAACUAAAACUAAUGCUGUUAGUGCUUUAACUGGUGGUAUUGCACAUUUAUUCAAAUCCAACAAAGUUACAUUAGCAAAAGGGCAUGGUAAAAUAAAGGAUCCAAACACAGUGUCGGUACUCAAAGAAGAUGGUUCCUCAGAAGAUAUAAAAACUAAGAAUAUUCUUAUAGCUACUGGAUCCGAAGUAACACCAUUUCCAGGAAUUGAAAUAGAUGAAGAAACUGUGGUUUCUUCUACAGGAGCCUUAAAACUUUCAAAAGUCCCAAAUAAAAUGAUUGUUAUUGGAGCAGGUGUCAUUGGACUUGAGCUAGGAUCUGUAUGGAGUCGUUUAGGUGCACAAGUAACCGCUAUUGAGUUCAUGCCUUCAAUUGGUGGUAUUGGAAUCGAUGGUGAAAUAUCUAAACAGUUUCAGAAAAUAUUGACUAAACAAGGUAUUGCGUUCAAGUUGGGUACUAAAGUAAUAAGUGCUAAUAAAUCUGGUGGAAACAUUUUUGUGGAUGUUGAAAAUGCUAAAGAUCCGUCGAAAAAAGAAACUUUGGAUUGUGAUGUGCUGUUAGUUAGUGUAGGACGACGACCUUAUACCGAAAAUUUAGGACUUGAAGAAAAUAGCAUUGAAAGAGAUGCUAAGGGUAGAAUACCUGUGAACUCUCGGUUCCAAACUGUUAUACCAAAUGUUUUCGCUAUUGGUGAUUGUAUUCAUGGUCCCAUGUUGGCACAUAAAGCAGAGGAUGAAGGUAUAGUUUGUGUUGAAGGUAUUACUGGUGCUCCUGUACAUAUUGACUACAAUUGUGUGCCAUCUGUAAUCUAUACUCACCCAGAAGUAGCAUGGGUUGGAAAAUCUGAAGAAGAUUUAAAAAAUGAAGGUGUCGACUACAAAAUAGGAAAAUUUCCAUUUGCUGCAAAUAGUAGAGCAAAAACUAAUAAUGAAACUGAUGGUUUUAUAAAAGUAGUUGCUGACAAAGCUACAGACAAAUUAUUAGGAUGUCACUUAAUCGGACCUGGUGUUGGGGAGAUAGUAAAUGAAGUUGUAUUGGCUAUGGAAUAUGGUGCAUCAUGUGAAGAUAUAGCUAGAGUGUGUCAUGCACAUCCGACUUGUUCAGAAGCAUUGCGUGAAGCCAAUUUAGCAGCAUAUUUUGGAAAAGCCAUAAACUUUAGUUAAUUAAUCCUCUUUUAAAAAUUUUCAAAUUAUACAUAUGUGACCUUUAACUUGCAAAUGGAAUGGCAACUUAUUGCUUUAGUUACUCUUUUUUUUUUUUUUAGUUUUUACUUAAAUUUUGUACUCUGAAAGUUGCUUCUAUUAAAAAUUAUGUCAUUUUCUUAAUGUAAAAUAAUAAUUAUUAAGAAUUUUUACCUCUCUUUGUCUAUCACUUAAGCAUAAUAAAGUUAAUAUUUGUUUUGAA